CCCUCAACAUUCAGACUCUCAAUUCACAAAGCCUAAAUUAAACAACUCUCUCUGCACUUGACAAACUUCCCAAGAUUCAUUCGCCCUACUGAAAGGAAAAAAAUAAUGGUGGACGACGGAGAGAUCAGUGGACAAGAAGUGAUCGGGAUAGACCUAGGCACUACCUUCUCCUGCGUCGCCGUCGCUCGAAAGGGUCACGGCGUCGAAAUAAUAACCAACGAUCAAGGCAAUCGAACCACCCCGUCCUACGUGGCUUUCUCACCUCCCGCCGCCGGCGGUUAUACCGAACGUCUCGUCGGCGAAUCUGCCAAGAAUCAGGCAGUACGCAACCCUCGCCGAACAAUCUUCGACGUCAAGCGUCUCAUCGGCAAAAAGUUCGACGACCCAGAUGUCCACAAUGAUAUGAAGUACUUGCCCUACCCCGUCGUUGACAGGGACGGAAAGCCGUGCGUCGAAAUUGAAGUUGAUAAUGGCGAGCUGAAAGCCUUUACUCCCGAAGAAAUAAGCGCUAUGUUGUUGCUGAAAAUGAAGGAGACUGCGGAAUCCUACCUUGGGAAGCAAGUAACCAACGCCGUGGUCACCGUCCCUGCCUACUUCAACGACUCGCAGAGGCAAGCGACCAAGGACGCUGCAAAGAUCGCCGGGCUCAACGUUGUACGGAUAAUCAAUGAGCCCACGGCCGCCGCCUUGGCCUAUGGUGUGAAACAAUUAGAUCCUGACACAAAGAGGAAUAUUCUCGUUUACAAUUUGGGUGGCGGGACGUUUGAUGUCAGCGUUUUGGAGAUCCACAACGGCAUAUUUCAGGUACGGGCCACAGGGGGCGACGCACAUCUCGGUGGCCGAGAUUUCGAUCAGAGGGUGAUGGAGUACUUUAUAGAUCUGAUUAGCAAGAGGUACAUGAAAGAUGUAAGUAAAGAUUCGAAAGCGCUGGGAAAGCUGCACAGGGAAUGUGAAAGGGCGAAAAGGGUACUGAGCGCUCAGAUACAGACUACGGUGGAGAUCGAUUCUCUAAUUCAAGGGAUGGACUUUUCCGAGCCACUGACAAGGGCGAAAUUCGAGGAUUUGAAUACGAAACUUUUCAAGAGGACAAUGGAAGUGGUGAAGACGACGUUGGAAGAUGCAAAGGUGGGGAAGGACAAGAUUGACGAGAUUGUGUUGGUUGGGGGCAGCACUAGAAUCCCCAGGGUGAGGGAGAUGCUGAAGAAGAUGUUCGAUGGGAAGGAGCCGAGCAAAGGUAUCAAUCCCGACGAAGCUGUGGCUUAUGGUGCAGCUGUCCUCGGAGCCAAUCUCAAUGGCGUCCAAGCCGGUGUUACUCUAUUUGAUGUCACACCCUUGAGUUUGGGUAUCAGAACCCAAAGUAAUCUGAUGACUGUAGUUGUGCCCAGAAAUACUGUCAUACCUACGAAGAAGUCACGCAGGGGAUUCGUGCCCGCCAAACCUGUUCAUGGACAGCAAACUAGCGUCUCUAUUCAGGUAUUCCAAGGUGAAAGAGCCCUAACCAAUGACUGCCUUCUGCUCGGAAGUUUUACGCUAACAUGCAGUCCACCGGGACAUAGGGGAGAACCAUCUAUCGAGGUGACAUUCGAAGUCGAUGCGAACGGCAUCUUGAGCGUCACGGCCAUGGACGAAGCAACCGGGGAUUCCAAAUCGCUCACCGUCAAGAACUACGGUCGGAAUUUGGACUCGAAGGAGAUUGAGAGGAUGGUGAGCGAGGGGAGGGAGAUGGCUGAGCAAGACAAGAAGGAGAGGAUGCGUAUUAAUGCGAGGAACCGACUGGAGAGACACAUUCAUGAUUUGAAGGAGGCCGAGGCCGAUGACAAGUUUCAUUUGCGUGAUGAUGAGGGUGAUAAGACCGCGGUGAAGAGGGCUUUGAGAUAAGUUUCAGAAUGGUUUGAUGACAACAGGAGUGCGUGCAUGGAAGAGUACGAGGAACGAAGUCAGGAGUUGGCUGACUUGUUAGACAAGUUUUCUGAUGGUGAAGCCUCGUUAGAGUUGGUAAUUCCAUCCGAAUAAUGAAGAAAGUUACAUAUGGUCAUGUGUUAGCUGGGAUACUGUAUCAGAGUGGUCAUAUAUCGGCUAAGCAGAAGCGGAGCCAGAAUUUUUGGUUUGUGAUGCUAAACAAAAUUUCUUUUCAUGU
This is a messenger RNA of Linum trigynum, 2137 nucleotides long. NCBI's taxonomy places the organism in Eukaryota, Viridiplantae, Streptophyta, Magnoliopsida, Malpighiales, Linaceae. The record is from the annotation of a GenBank genome assembly.